Molecule: messenger RNA, 288 nt
Organism: Saprolegnia diclina VS20
Lineage: Eukaryota; Oomycota; Saprolegniomycetes; Saprolegniales; Saprolegniaceae
Exons: 2
Coding region: 1-288 (95 amino acids)
Source: RefSeq, a predicted model, not a curated record
AUGCCAGGCGCCGACGAGGCGACCGCCGAGACGGACAAGCGCAACCGCGGCAACUACCGCUGCUCGCGCUGCGGCGAGCCCAAGAAGGGCCACGUGUGCCCGUACCAGCCCGCCAACUACAAGUGCAUCACAUGCGGCAACCUCAAGAAGGUGUGCACAUGCGGCGUGCCACUCACGCGCACGAUCGCCGUGCAGUGCGAGCUCGAUGAGGACAUGACGACGCGCGUCUUGGACUUGAGCCAGCAGGGCGUCAUUGACUUCACGCCCAACGGCUACAUGGACAUGUAG